This is a messenger RNA of Labrus bergylta (ballan wrasse), 4267 nucleotides long. It is a transcript of the gene fech, whose product is annotated as ferrochelatase. Gene Ontology annotation, molecular function: protoporphyrin ferrochelatase activity. Lineage: Eukaryota; Metazoa; Chordata; Actinopteri; Labriformes; Labridae. Gene Ontology annotation, biological process: heme biosynthetic process. Gene Ontology annotation, cellular component: mitochondrion. The record is from RefSeq and is a predicted model, not a curated record.
ACAGGCAGCCGGUGGUAGCUGAAGGAAUCUGGCUCACUGGGCACCGAGUCACACACGCACACCGGGGAAGUACUCGUGGAUUCAGCCGCUGUGAGCACAAGAGUCUGGCCUCUAUUUCAGCGGGAAGAGAGUCUUUUAUCGGCUGUAAAAACAGGAAAUGACCAUGAUGGCUGUCCUUGGCAGCGCCGGUCGCCUGAUUCAAUUCGCCAGGAGCAGCGUCAGUCUGAGUUUGAGGAGACGAUCCACUGCUGCUGCUUUAGCCCAGACUCCAGACACACAGGAGAGCAGGAAACCCAAGACGGGAAUCUUGAUGCUGAACAUGGGAGGACCAGAGAAACUGGAAGAUGUUCACGACUUCCUGCUGCGGCUCUUCAUGGACACAGACCUGAUGAAACUCCCUGUACAGAAUAAGCUCGGCCCGUUCAUCGCAAAACGUCGAACGCCAAAGAUCCAGGAGCAGUACAGUAAGAUCGGAGGAGGCUCGCCCAUCAAACACUGGACCUCCAUGCAGGGCGAGGGGAUGGUGAAGCUGCUGGACGAGAUAAGUCCCGAGACAGCGCCUCACAAGUUCUACAUCGGUUUCCGGUAUGUUCACCCUCUGACGGAGGAAGCCAUCGAGGAGAUGGAGAAAGACGGAGUGGAGAGAGCUGUGGCCUUCACGCAGUAUCCUCAGUACAGCUGUUCCACAACAGGGAGCAGUCUGAACGCCAUCUACCGUUACUACAGCAACAGAGGCGAGAGGCCGAAAAUGAACUGGAGUGUCAUUGACCGAUGGCCCACACACCCUCUGCUGGUGGAGUGUUUUGCAGAACACAUCAGUAACGAGCUGCUCAAGUUUCCAGAAGACAAGAGAGACGACGUGGUCAUUCUGUUCUCUGCACACUCGCUCCCCAUGGCUGUUGUAAACAGAGGAGACCCGUAUCCUCAGGAGGUCGGAGCCACAGUUCAGAGAGUCAUGGAGAGACUGGGACACUGUAAUCCUUACAGACUGGUGUGGCAGUCCAGGGUGGGUCCCAUGGCGUGGCUCGGCCCCCAGACAGACGACGUGAUCAAAGGUCUGUGCGAACGAGGGAAGAAGAACCUCCUGCUGGUGCCCAUCGCCUUCACCUCCGACCACAUAGAGACUUUACACGAGCUGGACAUCGAGUACGGACAGGUGCUGGGGGAGGAGUGUGGGGCGGAGAACCUGAGGAGAGCAGAGUCUCUGAAUGGAAACCCUCUUUUUAUGAAGGCUUUGGCAGACCUGGUCCAGUCCCACCUGAAGUCCAACCAGCCGUGUUCCCGCCAGCUGACCCUUCGCUGCCCGCUGUGCACCAACCCCACCUGUGGAGAGACCAAGGCCUUCUUCGCCAACCAGACGCUCUCAUAGAAUCACACACACACACACACACACACACACACACACUCUCUCUCAAGGCCUUGUUGAGUAAGCAGAAGACUCAUACACACAAAUAAGCGCACACAGUCUCUCCAGAAAGAUUGUCGUUUACAAAGAAUACAAAGAACUGUCCAAAUAGUUUCUGCAAAUUCCUGUCGACGUUUGUUUUACCCGGCCUUCAUGUCGCUCUGGAGAAUCACAGCAUGUCUGUGAUAAAGUUAAUUCAUACAUUAGUUCCGGUCAUAUGGGAGUGGAUACUUAGCGCAUAGAUGUGAUUGUCCUGAGUCAGAACUUUCAGAGAGAAAUAGAGGAGACCAAUGAGCACUGAAAUUAUUUAAAAAUCCUGCACUUGCAUCAAAACUUUUAACUUGAACCAGAUUAAAAAAAACAAGCAUUGCAAAGGUUGAGUCCUUGUUGUCUUGCAGGCAGACUUGAAAAAUGAAUUUAUCGUUCAGACAGACCCCUAAAAUUGAAUGGAUUGAUAAUAUUUAAAAAAACUUAAACAAAAGUUAGAAUUUGCAGAAACUAUUUGGUAAAACUCGAUGAGCUGACGGUCUGCAGAAACAGCCCACGUUGAAUCAAAGCUUCAGGAAAAAGACGCUUUACACAAGUUUAUUUUUUUAAUAUUGCUUCCCUGCUUACAUUCCUUUCACUAAGCCCCUGCAAAACCCCUACAGAGACCCUGUUGCUCCUACUGCUGGCGCUAAUUAAUAAACAGUUGGCCGUAAUGACUGCGGUGCCAUCCUGCUGCAAUCCCUGCAAUGUGAUUGGACGAGGUUAGUUCUCCUAAAGUGCUGCUGCUUUAUAGAUUGAAGCCAGGAUUGCACGGCUUCUUUAGGUAAUUGACUUAAGCAGUGCCACUUAAACCAUGCAUGGAUCACAAACUACACUUUGGACUGUGUAAAACCUUCAGCGAUGACUUCAGGCCUUUAAAGUUCUAUCACUGCGUGCACGCUGACUAAAAGAUGAUAUUGUAUUUCACUCGUACAAUUCAGAUCUUCAUCUUUGUUUAGCUGCACAAUAAGCAAAAAAGAAUAGCACAAAGGUUCAGCGAGGCGGACAUUUUUAAGUAGCACAGUCGUGUCAAACAUCGCAGACGGCAGGUGUAGAACUAGUUUUUUUUUCAGACUUCUGUCUGAUACAGUUCUUCAUGUUGCUUUGUACACUCAGACCUCCUCGAUCACAUUGCAGUUACUCAAUGUGAGAAACGUUUGAUUGACAGCUCCUUUUGGUUAUUAAAGAAUGCUAACAUAGUUUCACAUUCAGGUGCUACACCUCCAUAGAAAUGCUGAAACAUUGGAGGUUUGAUCCGAUCUCACGUCCUGUUGGUUUGGAUGCGACUCCCUAACAAUGUGUAAAUAUGUGACCCGUUUACAUGGGUAUGUUAUGACAUCUGAUCCUGCUGCCCCUUUACUCUUUUUGUCCUGUUUUUUUUUUUUUGCAACGAUAAUGUGCCUUUAACACUGGCUAAACUAGAAAAACUGGAGUUGUGUGUCUUCAUGUUAUUUUUUUUGUUUUAGAGUGCUUAGCCAAAUAUUAACAGGAAAAAUCCUCCCACAAAUCUGAAUUUUCAUGUGCCUGCUGUGAAAAAAAGGUCCUGACCGAAGUGUUCAGAACGAAGCUAAACGAAGAAGCUUACCUUCAUCAGCGAGAUAAAGGAAAACAGGCGCACAUCCUGAGAAACCCUGGGUUUAUCCUCGGGUAGCUUGAAGAGGCAGCAAAGUGAAUCCAGAUACAGUUCUUGAAAUUGGUCAAAUUAAGAGGACCUUGUGUGCCUCGAGAUUAUGUUGAGAUCCCACAUACCAACCUCAGAAAACUCACUCGUCCACACAUAACCGACCGAGGGAAUUAAAGACGAAUAAUCCUGCAAACAAACUUUGUGCAAGGACAGAAAGGCAAAACAUUUGCUUCACUUUUAGUCUGAGUCUUCAUGCUCGCUUUAGUGACGAUACAGAGCAAGCAAAAAGACGCCAAUACACUUCUUGUUGGUGUGAUGUUGAAGUUGUUCCAACACCAUCCAAGACCUAAAAAAGACCAGAGUCUCUCAUUCCCCUCUUGUCUUUGUGUCAUCUUGGUGACAUUAAAAGGCAUGAAGCUUGUUGCUAACACUCAGGUCAUCCUUGUUUCAUGGCAGCACAGAGAGCAUGCACGGUACUAGUUGCUUGAUUUUGGUGCUGUUGGACGUGGUUGCCUUUGUUGAGACUAUGUUCCCACAACACGCACUGUAACAAGGAUCCACCAUUUAUAACGUCUUUGUACUUUCAUAUUGAUUCUGCAAAGGCGUGAUAUUGGUGCCCCAGUCUGUGAUUUCACCCCUUGUAGCGUCUCUGAUGGCGGUACAGAGGUGGGAUGACUUGGUAGGCCUCUGUGACAUUCAUAAUAAGGGCAGGAAGUCACAGGGGUGAAAUAUCGUGCCUUGAACAGGCGAUCUGUAUCGAGCUUUUGAACACCAUCUAAACGUCACCAUGUUAAUGUGAAGCUUGAAGACUUAAAAACCUAAAUCUAAGUCUUCACUUUGCAUGUGUAGCCUCAUCAAACCUCCUACAAGCAUUUAAAAUUUCCAACAAUGUUUUCAUGAGUUGUACAGUUGUUUUUAAGGGGUACAGUUUCUUCUUCCACUGUGUCAUUCAUACAGCAAUGCACUUUUAUCAACUGUCAUACACCACAAACAGCAUUAUUUUCAGAACUCUUCCACGGACUUCAAAAGGGAUUCUUUUGAUUUUUUGAGGAAGAUCUAAAUGAAUUUUAGAGGAGCAUUUCUCUAAUUUUGGCUGGUUUAUCUCACACGUAGUGAGGACUCAAGCCAGACUAAACUUUAAAGGUCACAUAUUAUUCAAAAUCCACUUCACCAUGUUUCUCUAACACUAAUGUGUCUCUAGUCUGUCUACA